AUGUCUUCCCUCUGGUCUUGCGCCGUCCGCCCCUGCACGACCGGCCAGACCAUCCACCCCCGCCCCUCCCACGGCCGCAAAUUCGUGUCCGAUUUUUUUGGUCGCAAUAAGACCUCGACUCUCUCGAUCCCGGAGGACGUCUGGCACUACUAUUGCCGCCAACACUACCAGAGGAUGAAGUACGCCGCCGACAAAUCCCCCGCCGCGCACCUCCAGUUCUUCUCCGACGCUCUCCGCGCCCAGCUUCAGAGAAUCAAGCUCUGGCGCCCAGAGGCAAAAUUCACCGUCCAACUGCAAAGCGCAGCCGGAGAUCGACUCUCCAAGUACGAAGCCGAGCUCCUCCGCAACGGCAACGACCGUGCCGCCGCCAAGAACGCCGUGAGCAUCACCCCGCGCACCGGCAAGAAGAACGGCAGCAUCCUGUCGAGUGCGAACGCGGUGGAGGUCGAGCACGCGGCGUACGUGCGGGACCACCUGGCGGGAGAGAACCGGUCGGUGGACUGGAUUCUCGCGAACGUGAUGCCUUGGAUCGAGGGGGAGUUUGCCGCGGGGAGGAUGGUGAGGAUGCCUCCCGUGGAAUUUUUGAUUGGGGAGGUGAGGGAGGGGGAGGUGGUGCACGCGGUGGAGGGGAAUUGGGCGGCGUGGGAUGCGGCUUUUCCGGCGGGUGGAGCAGGAGGAGGUGGUGCUUCCGCGGUUGCGACUGUGGGCUCUGCUGCUGGUGGGAUUGCUGUGCCGCCGGGAUCGAGGCACACGGCGGAGGAAGUCGCCGCUGCAAAUGCUCUCCUGGAUCUGUUCUCCGCCGCUCCGAGACCGACCAUGCCGCCACCGCUUCCGCUGUACGUUCCUCCGCCGCCCGUUUCGAGGGAGCAACCCGCCCCUCCGACCGCCUCUCCGCCCUCCGUUCUCGACCUGCCGCAUGUCUCCGCCGCACAGCCUCCCCUUCCUUCGCAUGGCUGGCGCAAGCAUACCCGGAGAGCUGUCUACAUCCGCGGCAUGCUCUUCUCCAAAGCCGUCACCCGAUUCUGGCACCCAGAGGUGGAGCAGGAGUAUACGGAGUGGCCGUUGAAGGGAGACGAGACGGAGCCAGAGACGGAGGUGGAGGACGAGGAGAGUGGGAAGGAGAAGCGGAAGAGGGAUCUGGAGGAGGACGAGGAUGAUGGAGAUGAUGUCUUCAAGCCAAAGGGCAAGGCACAGAAGCUUUGA
Messenger RNA from Zymoseptoria tritici IPO323, 1203 nucleotides. RefSeq lists its product as uncharacterized. The transcript has a single exon. Bases 1 to 1203 code for a protein of 400 amino acids. The record is from RefSeq and is a predicted model, not a curated record. Lineage: Eukaryota; Fungi; Ascomycota; Dothideomycetes; Mycosphaerellales; Mycosphaerellaceae.